This is a messenger RNA of Polyodon spathula (Mississippi paddlefish), 2303 nucleotides long. It is a transcript of the gene rtcb, whose product is annotated as RNA 2',3'-cyclic phosphate and 5'-OH ligase. Gene Ontology annotation, cellular component: nucleus; tRNA-splicing ligase complex. The transcript has 12 exons. Gene Ontology annotation, biological process: tRNA splicing, via endonucleolytic cleavage and ligation. Gene Ontology annotation, molecular function: RNA ligase (ATP) activity. The coding region runs from base 93 to 1610 and encodes 505 amino acids. Lineage: Eukaryota; Metazoa; Chordata; Actinopteri; Acipenseriformes; Polyodontidae. The record is from RefSeq and is a predicted model, not a curated record.
CAUGCGCAGUAACCAAAGUGUGUUCCACUAGUGGUUAUUGCGUGGCUUUAAAUUUUAUUGGAAUAAUUUGGAACUUAGAAAUAUUAUUAAAAAUGAGCCGAACCUACAAUGACGAGUUGCAAUAUCUUGAUAAAAUCAGUAAAAACUGCUGGCGCAUCAAAAAGGGGUUUGUCCCUAACAUGCAGGUGGAAGGGGUUUUCUAUGUGAACGACCCGCUGGAGAAGCUGAUGUUUGAGGAGCUCAGGAAUGCCUGUCGAGGGGGAGGUUUUGGUGGCUUUCUUCCUGCUAUGAAACAGAUUGGCAAUGUGGCUGCAUUACCUGGAAUUGUUCACAGGUCCAUUGGUCUGCCGGAUGUGCACUCUGGUUACGGGUUUGCCAUUGGAAACAUGGCGGCCUUUGACAUGGACAACCCUGAUGCUGUGGUCUCACCAGGUGGUGUGGGGUUCGAUAUUAACUGCGGAGUCCGACUGCUGCGCACAAACCUGGACGAAGGCGAUGUCCAGCCGGUCAAGGAACAGCUCGCUCAGUCCAUGUUCGACCACAUUCCUGUGGGAGUGGGAUCCAAGGGCGUCAUCCCCAUGGGCGUCAAAGAUCUGGAGGAAGCUCUGGAGAUGGGGGUGGACUGGUCCCUGCGGGAAGGCUAUGCCUGGGCGGAGGAUAAGGAGCACUGCGAGGAGUAUGGCAGGAUGCUGCAGGCUGACCCCAGCAAGGUCUCCUCCAAAGCCAAGAAGAGGGGGCUCCCGCAGCUGGGAACCCUUGGCGCUGGGAAUCACUACGCUGAGAUCCAGGUGGUGGAUGAGAUUUACAACGACUAUGCUGCCAAGAAGAUGGGCAUCGAUCACAAGGGCCAGGUGUGCGUCAUGAUCCACAGCGGCAGCAGGGGGCUGGGGCACCAGGUGGCCACAGACGCCCUGGUUGCGAUGGAGAAGGCGAUGAAGAGAGACAAGAUCAUAGUGAACGAUCGACAACUGGCCUGUGCACGGAUCACCUCCCAGGAGGGGCAGGACUACCUGAAGGGCAUGGCUGCAGCCGGGAACUAUGCCUGGGUCAACCGCACCUCCAUGACCUUCCUAGCCAGACAGGCCUUUGCCAAAGUGUUUACCACGACCCCUGAUGACCUGGACAUGCACGUGAUCUACGACGUGUCCCACAACAUCGCCAAGGUGGAGGAGCACGUGGUCGACGGGAAGCAGCGGACUCUGCUGAUCCACAGGAAGGGAUCCACGAGGGCCUUUCCCCCCCACCACCCCCUCAUCGCCGUCGACUACCAGCUGACCGGGCAGCCUGUCCUGAUUGGAGGCACCAUGGGGACGUGCAGCUACGUUCUGACCGGUACUGAGCAGGGCAUGACCGAGACCUUUGGAACCACCUGCCACGGAGCUGGUCGAGCAAUGUCCCGUUCAAAAUCGCGACGCAACCUGGAUUUCCAGGAUGUUUUGGACAGUCUUGCAGACAAGGGUAUUGCGAUCCGUGUCGCCUCCCCCAAACUGGUUAUGGAAGAGGCUCCCGAAUCCUACAAAAAUGUAACAGAUGUUGUGAACACUUGCCAUGAUGCAGGGAUCAGCAAAAAAGCAAUAAAACUGCGGCCUAUUGCAGUCAUCAAGGGUUAAGAGAGCCGUGGACAGAAUGUCACCAGUGGCCUUUUGGAACAGCCCAAGAAGACGUUCUGGUUCUAAAUGCUUCAGUUUGGAAGUUACUCAAAGCUUGUGAGGAUCUGAUGAAUUGAAUUCAGCUACAGCAGUAAGUUGAGUUUCGCUACAAGGAGUAUAUUCAGACAGCCUCAACCAGCAUUGACGACUUCAAAAAUGUAUGAAAAUUAUUAAGGCUGAAGGAAUGUAAAUUUGAUUCCACUUUUUUUUUUCUCUCUUUUUAGUCUGAUAAUUAGUGUUGGAUUAUUAUUAUUUCUCUUGAAAAUUGAAUUCAGUGAAGUAGGCUAAUUUCUGUAACUUUUUUGUUUACUUUGUUUAGGAAUAUUAUUGAAAUCAACAGGUGCCAGGAGUUUGAACAAUCAGGCCUCUGCUAAAUCUGCUCUGAACCGAGUCUUUAGGUUGACUGCUAGGAGUUGUGCAUGCAGCUAUAAGGGAAGGAACAAUAUGUUUAAAGCAUUGCUGUAUCUCCUGGCUGCUGAAUUAUUUCAAUAUACUUAACUGACAGUAGUUCGGAAACUCAGGACUGUGUAGGGCUGGUGUCAGUUUCUAACCCUGGUAUACUUUUAUUUUCAAAGCAGCAUUGUCUGAUACUUACCUACUGGUUUUGUUUUAUUAAGGCUACUUUGUGAUGAAUAAAGCCCUGAAUGAAUGAAC